Messenger RNA from Epinephelus fuscoguttatus (brown-marbled grouper), 1487 nucleotides. Its product is annotated as potassium voltage-gated channel subfamily V member 2-like. Gene Ontology annotation, molecular function: voltage-gated potassium channel activity. Gene Ontology annotation, cellular component: voltage-gated potassium channel complex; membrane. Lineage: Eukaryota; Metazoa; Chordata; Actinopteri; Perciformes; Serranidae. Gene Ontology annotation, biological process: protein homooligomerization; potassium ion transmembrane transport. The record is from RefSeq and is a predicted model, not a curated record. The transcript is spliced from 2 exons. The coding region runs from base 48 to 1487 and encodes 479 amino acids.
UUGCUUAUCCACUAGCCAAGGAAAGCUGCGUGAAGACAUGGAACUCCAUGCAGGAGCUGAGCAGGGAUAUCUAUGACAUCUAUGCUGAGUAUGAAGACGACGAGGACGACAAUGCUCCACAUGGCCUCUCCAAGCAUAUUUUACCCUCCAAGAAGAACUACAUGAUCAACAUCAAUGUAGGGGGGAAGCCCUACCAGAUAGCCUACAAGACGGCUGCCAAGUAUCCCAAGACCAGAAUAGGACGACUGGCCACCUACACGGACCACAACAUGAAGCUGGACCUUUGCGAUGACUACAUUGUGACCAACAAUGAAUACUUCUUUGACAGGGACCCAGAUGUCUUCCACAGCAUAUUUAACUUCUACAGGACUGGUGUGCUGUGGAUCAAGGAUGAGUUGUGUCCCCGCAACUUCCUGGAGGAGAUCAAUUACUGGGGUGUGAGGAUCAAGAACACCCACCGCUGCUGCCGCAUCUCCUUUGAGGAGAGGCAGGAUGAGCUGAACGAUCAGUUGAAGAUUCAGAGGGAGCUGGAGGCAGAGGUGGAGAUUGAGGAGAAUGAAGAGCUCUUUCAUGACAUGUUCAUGGGCCAGCAGCGGAGAGCUAUCUGGAACUUGAUGGAGAAGCCAUUUUCAUCUGUCAAGGCCAAGCUGAUGGCAGUGGCCUCCAGCCUGUUUGUCUUGGUCUCCCUGGUGGCCAUGACUCUCAACACAGUGCAGGAGAUGCAAUACAGAACUCCCACAGGUCAGCUCAGUGGUAAGACAUACUGGGAAUAUGUGGAGUCCAUGUGCAUCGCCUUCUUCACCAUGGAGUACCUGCUCCGUCUGGUGUCCACUCCUGACCUUAAGUCCUUCGGCAGGAGCGUCCUCAACACUGUGGACCUGAUUGCCAUCCUGCCUCAGUAUCUGCAGGCCAUCCUUGAGUUCUUUGACAGUGAGGAAAACUACCUGAAGCAUGAGGCUGACAUAAAGGCAGUGGGGCAGGUGGGAAAGCUGGGCCAAGUGUUGCGCAUCAUGAGACUGAUGCGAAUCUUUCGUAUCUUGAAGCUGGCGCGACACUCCACAGGUCUCCGGGCGUUUGGCUUCACUCUGCGUCAGUGCUACCAGCAAGUGGGCUGCCUUUUCCUGUUUAUCGCCAUGGGCAUCUUCAGCUUCUCCGCCAUGGUUUACACUGUGGAGCAUGACAUGCCACAAACAAACUUCACCAGCAUUCCUCAUGCAUGGUGGUGGGCAGCUGUCAGUAUCUCCACUGUGGGCUAUGGAGACGUCUACCCAGAGACCGUACUGGGUCGUAUCUUUGCUUUCAUCUGCAUCUCUUUUGGAAUCAUCCUCAAUGGGCUGCCCAUAUCCAUUCUCUUCAACAAGUUCUCAGACUAUUACUCUAAACUCAAGUCCAAUCAGUACACAGCUGCCCUGAAGAAUCGAGGGAAGGUGAGAUUUGCCAAGAGGACAGUGACAAGGUUGAACCGCUUAUUUGAUAACCGCAAUUGA